ACCACAGUCUCACCAACUCCUCUUUAUAACCCCCACCACUUCCUUUCCUUUACCCUUUCUCUCCACCCACCGCCACCUCCACCUCCACCGCAGAAUAAUAUGGACUCUGCAACCAUAACGAAACAAUGUCUUCUACAACAUAACGAAGGUCUUGCCUCGAUUACUGCCGUAGAACGUGGAUUCUCAUCGUCGCCGUCGGAAAACCACCGUCGUGACCGCCGGCCUCUCUAUUCCCCGGCAACAACAAGCUUUAGAAGCCUCUAUUCUUUUUCUUUUUCAAGAUCUAGAACGUUUCUUAAUGGAAGAUUUCAGGAGCAACAACCUCAUUUCUUGGAUGCUUGUUUUCUCUGUAAAAAAACACUUGGUUGUAAUAACGAUAUCUUCAUGUACAGGGGUGACACACCGUUUUGUAGUGAAAGGUGUAGAGCAGAACAGAUCGAGAUUGAUGAAGCGAAAGAGAAAAAAAGGAGUCUUUAUUCAUCUAUCAAAGCAAUGAGGAAGAAAGAAGAAAGAGGAAAAUCUACUAAUACUUCCACAAAAUACCCUUUCCAUUCUGGUACCGUUGUUGCAGCCUAACUAAUUAAAAGAACAAGGCAAAGAAAUCAAAUUUUCUUCUAGAAAUUAAAAAUAUAUUAAAAUUUCAGAAAGUUAGUUCGUGGAAAAAUUGUAAAAAAAGUAAAAAGAGUCUAUAACUUUUGUUUAUAUUGUGUGAAUUAUUUUUCUUUCUCUCGUGGUCUUUUCCACGUGAAGAAGACAGGGGUAAUUGUGGAAUUACAAAUACUAACCAAGAAGACGCUACUAUAUGCUGUAUGGUACAAAUACGUGAUGUGUAUGUUAUUGUACAUUGUUAUAUUGUACUUGUACUUGUACUUAUGAGAUUAUUUGUUGCACGUGGUACAAGAUAUAAAUACAGA
This is a messenger RNA of Lactuca virosa, 914 nucleotides long. The record is from the annotation of a GenBank genome assembly. Lineage: Eukaryota; Viridiplantae; Streptophyta; Magnoliopsida; Asterales; Asteraceae.